AUGAGUGCUGCUAAUCGUUCCCAACCGAUCAAGUUGAACAGGCCUGUCGUAGGCAAAGCACGAAAGUUGAAGGAUCUCAUGCUGAAAAGUGACAAUCGAGUGUGUGCUGAUUGUAGUGCACCUGACCCCAAAUGGGCGUCUUCUAAUAUCGGAGUAUUUCUUUGCUUAAAAUGUGGAGACGUCCACAGGGCCCUUGGACAAGACAUUUCAAACGUUUUGUCUUUAACUUUGGAUGAUUGGUCUGAUAGUGAUAUUGACUCCAUGAUUGAGGUUGGUGGAAACUCAUAUGCAAAUUCAAUUUAUGAGGCUUUUCUUCCAAAAGAUCACCCAAAACCUAAACCAGACUCACCAAUGGAAUAUCGUACCAAAUUUAUAAGAGCCAAGUAUGAAACACAAGAUUUUCUGAAGCCAAGUUUGCGCAUUAGCUCAAAGGCAGGUUUAGAAUCUACCAAAUCUCUGAACAGUGUGGAUAAUAGUUUCUCUAGCACUUCAAGGAAGCAUGCCCCAGAAGAUACAAGAGAAUUUGUUGGACAACUGAACAUUACAGUGGUAAAAGGUUCUGGGUUGGCGGUCAGAGAUAUGCUUACAAGUGAUCCUUAUGUUGUUUUAAGUCUUGGAGAGCAGAAGGCUCAAACAACAGUUAAAGCGAGUGACCUGAACCCGGUAUGGAAUGAGGUUCUUAAUCUAUCAGUUCCUCGAAAUUAUGGACCUUUAAAACUUGAAGUGUAUGAUCACGACACUUUCUCUGCUGACGAUAUCAUGGGGGAAGCAGAGAUAGAUCUGAAGCCAAUGAUCACAGCUGCUAUGGCCUUUGGAGACCCGUCGCGUCACGCGGACAUGCAAAUUGGAAGGUGGUUCAUGACCAGAGACAAUUGCCUGUUGAGCGACAGCAUUGUCAAUAUUUCGUCGGGAAAGGUAAAGCAGGAAGUUUACCUAAAGCUGCAGAACUUGGUCGCAGCUAGCUUCUCUCGGGGCCGAACACCCCCAUGGCAGAGCCAACGGAGGCGAAGCCGCAGGCGACCAGGCAGCCGGCGCUGA
Molecule: messenger RNA, 1038 nt
Organism: Triticum turgidum subsp. durum (durum wheat)
Lineage: Eukaryota; Viridiplantae; Streptophyta; Magnoliopsida; Poales; Poaceae
Source: the annotation of a GenBank genome assembly